GUGAACAGUCCAUCGGAAUACACAGAUCAAAGAGAUCAUCAAACAAUGAACUGUUUCCUAUUCACACUUUUCUUCGUUGCCGCACCGCUCGCAACGGCCUCUUACGGUUCGGCUUCAGGUGGCGGUAGUGGUGCUUCCUACCUAUCAUCGGCCUCAUCGAAUGGUCUCGAUGAAUUAGUACAGGCUGCUGCCGGUGGUGCUCAACAGGCUGGCGGUUCCAUUACUCCUGCCAAUGCUGAAAUUCCCGUCUCACCCGCCGAAGUGGCUCGUCUCAGCCAAGUGCAAGCUCAAUUGCAAGCGCUCAACUCCAACCCAGUCUAUCGUAAUUUGAAGAACUCCGACGCCAUUGCCGAAUCUUUGGCUGAAUCUAACUUGGCUUCGAACAUUCGUCAGGGCAAUAUCAAUAUUGUUGCACCCAAUGUGGUUGACCAGGGUGUCUACCGUUCUCUGUUGGUGCCAUCUGGCCAAAACAAUCAUCAAGUGAUCGCCACACAACCCUUGCCACCAAUCAUUGUCAAUCAGCCAGCUUUGCCUCCAACCCAAAUUGGCGGUGGACCAGCUGCUGUUGUUAAAGCUGCGCCAGUCAUCUACAAGAUCAAACCAUCGGUAAUCUAUCAACAAGAAGUGAUCAACAAGGUGCCAACUCCACUCAGCUUGAAUCCAGUCUACGUCAAAGUAUACAAACCAGGCAAAAAGGUUGAUGCUCCCCUUGUGCCCGGUGUACAACAGAGCUAUCAGGCUUCAUCGUAUGGUAGUUCAUCAUACUCAGCUCCAGCACAAUCUUAUGAGGCAGCACCCGCAUCAUCUUACAAUGAAGCUCCUGCCUCGUCAUACAGCGCCGCAGCUGCUGCUCCAUCUUAUAGCGCUGCUCCUGCUCAAUCUUAUGGUGCUGCUCCCGCUUCCUCAUACGGCGCUGAAGCAUCCUAUGGUGCUGCCCCAAGUAGCAGCAGCGGUUACGGCAGUGCUCCUCAAUCAUCGGGCUAUUAAAUAAUGCCUAGCUUAGUAUUUUUUCAGUCAUAAUUUUUUUUUACAUGUUUUAUACAUACGAACUUAUGUCCUGUUCGGCAAUGAAAAAAUAAAAAAGCAAUUUUCUCACGAGA
Molecule: messenger RNA, 1100 nt
Organism: Bactrocera neohumeralis
Lineage: Eukaryota; Metazoa; Arthropoda; Insecta; Diptera; Tephritidae
Gene: Cp36
Product: chorion protein S36
Exons: 2
Coding region: 46-987 (313 amino acids)
Source: RefSeq, a predicted model, not a curated record